AUACCUCAGCAGAAUGUUCUUAGCAGUUCUGUGCGCCUUGUUUCUGUUGGGAUCGGCGUUCUCCGACACAACCGUCACAAUCUACAACGAGUGGCUUUCCCAGGGUGGACGUGUCCAUUAUGAAACUGAACGAUGGAACAAAAUUAAUGGUCUCACCCACUUGAACUUAAUUCCAAAGAUGAAAUCCAUCGGGACUGCUCCUGGGCGUUGGCUUCAUCCUGAUCUGAGCAAUGAUCUCUUUCAAAAUUGGCCCCAGAGCCACAGCCACCAUGGUUAUCCAGAUCCUUCCUAUCUCCAAAACCAUGCACUCCAGUCAAAGACAUGGGCGUCGUACAUGAUACAACUAAAUGGCUACGGAAGUGUCAUCGACAACAUGAUAUGGGAAUUAAAAGGGCUGAACUGGCCAAGCUGGAUAGAUAAGUCUCCUCAUCAAGGCGGAUUCCCCAACAACGUUGACGCUGCAUCAGAGUUUGUGUCGCUGAUGGUGCAGAGUUGCAAAGACUUCACAGGAGGAAGAAUUCCCCACAUAUUUGAAGUCAUAAAUGAACCUGAUUGGGCCGAGAAGAUUAUUGAUCAACAAACGAAUAUAAACUACCACAAGGUCGUUGCCCAAAAGUUGAAAUCAAGAUUUGGAAUGAAAAUUGCCGGCCCAACCUACACUAGUAUGGCCCUAAGAAGAGCGGACGAAAAUAAUUUCAGCUACUGGAACAGAACUGCUAAGUUUAUGGACAUGUCUCUCGAUCAUUUGGACUUUUUCUCUUUCCAUGCCUACAAUUACGUACGUGUAUCUGGUGGAAGUCACAACUACUUUGGCAUCAACGAAGCUCGUCUGGUCGCUUCUAUUGACAUGGUGGAGAAUUACUCGCAUCUCAAGAAAGGAAAGACAGUGCAAUUAAUUAUUAGUGAAUUUGGAAGGGGUAACAUUUUUGGAGUUGCCCCUGAUUUUGUAAAUGGAAUGACAGAUUUUGAGCUCAUUUAUCAACCAAACGGCUUCAUGUUUACUUUUCUCAACCUGAGAGAGUUUAUUGAAAGAGUUGUUGUGUUUCUACACGACAAUGAGCAACGUCCUGGCCACGAUUACCUUCGAACCUCCUUGUUUACCAAAGAUGGUCAUUCGCUUCACGCGACCAAAUUUAUCAAUUUUUGGCAUAAACUUACUUAUGCACAAAAGUUUCUUCGUGUUUCUAGUCAAUACGAUGGACAGGAAAGAACGGUUGUACCUCUUGUCCUUGCAAACCCUCUCAGUAAAGAGAUGGUAGUUCUUCUUCACAACUAUGGCAGUAAACCUGAGAAUGUGAAACUAAAUUUUCCAAACAGCUGGAUCAACCCUUCUACGGGUGAACAGACAUGUAUUAUUUUCGAAAAUGGUAACCCAGCUGUUCAUCCCAAUACCCGUUUCAGCAUAUCUAAGGUUCAUGGCACCGUUGGUCUGCCCGGAUCAUCAACCUGCUUGUACACGUUCAAAACAACCUUCAACUUUGGCAGAAUACACACCGACAACCAGAACACAUACUACGGUAAAGACAUGGUCAUUCCAAUCAACAAUGGACAUGCACAGACCACCAUCCAUCUUCCAAGCUCUGGCUACCACUCAGCGCAUCUCAGAGUCGGAGUCAGUAGAGACAAGAAUGUCAAUACAAAGCCCAAUCGAGUUGCGUUCAAUGGCCACACGUUGUCCUCAAGCUACAUGCUGUUUGAUGCUAUGAAGACUGAAGGGAAAACAUCAUGGAACGUAUGGGAGUUCCUAGUCCCUGCAUCACAGGUCCACGCAACAAACACAAUCAGCAUGACUUUCGGUGGGCACGGUGGUCAUGUGUCAUCCGUUGCGCUUGUUGUUGGUAAACUUCAGUAAAUAAAGUUAUCUUGAGAA
This is a messenger RNA of Haliotis rubra (blacklip abalone), 1870 nucleotides long. RefSeq names its product beta-porphyranase A-like. The transcript has 3 exons. NCBI's taxonomy places the organism in Eukaryota, Metazoa, Mollusca, Gastropoda, Lepetellida, Haliotidae. The record is from RefSeq and is a predicted model, not a curated record. Bases 14 to 1852 code for a protein of 612 amino acids.